GGGAAGUUUUUGAACCCGGAAAGAAAAAGUUGCGGAUUAAAAAAUAUCCGGAUACGUGUGGACGGGACCGGAGAGACGCUUUUUCCCAUAAAUACAACCGUUAAUAGUUUCAUUUGGACAGUGUAUUUGACGGCUGAUUCAGGAAUAGCUUUAAUUGUGUACCAUUUUCUUGGCACGUUUUGGCACGCUUUCUUGGUACAUUUAUACCAACAUUUACGAUCCUGUUUUCAAGCAUGAAAUAUCUGACCGUGUUGUGUAUUACCCUGGCCAGCAUGCUGUGCUUCACAAACGCCGAUAGGCACUGGAAAUGUGGCUGCAGCUGCGAUUUCUAUCCUGAACCAGUCGGUGAUCAAAAGAAUCCAGGUUUUUCGUGCAAAGAUAUCUUAGAGAACAAUGAAGCAGCGCGGAAUUACGACGGUAUUUACUGGAUCACCUUGUCUGAUCCUCAGGAAGCCUUUCCAGUGUACUGUGACAUGGCUGGUGGAGGCUGGACCAUGGUGUUUAAGGCAGUAUCUGGAUGUGACGAAAUUGCGCAUGAAAUCUACACGUCGAGUGAAACAUACGCCGAGUACGAAAUGGACGCUCUUGACGUCACCAACCGGUAUACCAAUGACUAUAAGAACAGAAUCGUUUUGAACUGGUGUAGAUUCGGUGCGUCCGAGGCAAGAGUGGUGCUAUAUGAAGGAGAAGACCCGGUUAAAGAAAUGAUAUUCAACGCCAAGGAAUCAGACAAUGAGCAUUGGUUCCAAUUCGAUAAACUGACGUCUGAAAUUCCCUGGGCUGACAUGAAUGACCAGCCACAGAACCGCUUUGCUAUCAAGGAAAGGUUUAAACGCAGCUUCAUCAUCAACAGUGAAUAUGGUCGUUGCCCCAAAGACAUUGGUUGGAUGGUGAUCUCUGGAGGCGGCUGUCCCUGGGAGAGGCACUUCGGUCGAGACUCUAUCUUAUACAGCAAACUGACCGGUCGCACCAACUGGAAUGUUUACGAAAACGUAGGAGUGGCUGAUACCUUGGUUGUUUUCCUGCGUUAAGAAACAGAACCACAACUCACGUGCACACCUGACCAGUGACCGGAACGAAGAAACCUGAUGAGGCAGUAGAUUUGAGUUUGCUUGCUGUACUGGCAGGGUUAUUGGAUUUGGGAUUCGCCUAUUGCUUAUACCGUAAACUGCCGCUUAUAAGCCCUGGGCUUGUACAACUUCUUAAGGGUUUUCAAAUGGCUUAUAAACGGAGGGGCUUACAUCCGAGGGG
Messenger RNA from Orbicella faveolata, 1251 nucleotides. RefSeq lists its product as uncharacterized. Gene Ontology annotation, molecular function: oligosaccharide binding. NCBI's taxonomy places the organism in Eukaryota, Metazoa, Cnidaria, Anthozoa, Scleractinia, Merulinidae. The record is from RefSeq and is a predicted model, not a curated record.